Molecule: messenger RNA, 735 nt
Organism: Strongylus vulgaris
Lineage: Eukaryota; Metazoa; Nematoda; Chromadorea; Rhabditida; Strongylidae
Source: the annotation of a GenBank genome assembly
AUGGUAGGUUCGAAGAAGGGCGGAAAAGCACUUCGAGAUGCAUUCCACGAGGAAUGGGCCCAGCAACUAACUAAGCUGGGUUUUGCCGAGCGUACUGCGAGCCAAGUUGCUGAGAAACUCAAGAAGAGCAUCAUUGUUACGAGAAAGUAUAUAAAUAGCAAUGGUGAAAACCCUCAGACUGGACGAAGGGAAGAGUUGCCACGACAUCUCAAACUUUUAGAACAGAAAUUACGUGAAGAGUACAACAAACUCCACGGCAUAGAUUUGGGAUUCGACAUAGUCCCCGGUAAAACGGGUGAAAACCCUCAGACUGGGCGAAGGGAAGAGUUGCCACGACAUCUCAAACUUUUAGAACAGAAAUUACGUGAAGAGUAUAACAAACUCCACGGCAUAGAUUUGGGAUUCGACAUAGUCCCCGAAGAAGACUCUGUGAGACUUUUUGAUCUCAUAAGGGAAGUCAAAGAAGAAUCUGUGAGCUCUUUUGGUGGCAAUGCUGAAGGAGAAUCUGAGUGUAUAGAGGGGGACCUUGAUCUUGAACCCAACAAUAGCAACAAGUUUGAGGACCCAAUCGAUGAGACGAUAGCCAUGGUUGCUUCAACACCACAUAUUGUGGAACCUCCACUGGUGGCGCCAGUACUGCCAUUCAAUGCUCACAUCCCUACUCCAGCGGCAAUGAGCCGAUGUAAAAAGUACUUUUUUUCGCAUGCUUUUGCAUUUUCCGCAUCUUUGCGUUGA